Molecule: messenger RNA, 2376 nt
Organism: Haplochromis burtoni (Burton's mouthbrooder)
Lineage: Eukaryota; Metazoa; Chordata; Actinopteri; Cichliformes; Cichlidae
Gene: tnfaip8l1
Product: tumor necrosis factor, alpha-induced protein 8-like 1
Exons: 3
Coding region: 432-992 (186 amino acids)
Biological process (GO): regulation of apoptotic process
Cellular component (GO): cytoplasm
Source: RefSeq, a predicted model, not a curated record
AGGGACUGCGCUGGCUGUAAAUGGCCCUUUUCUUUCGACCUGGACCACUCCCCCUCGUUGCUCCUCCAUUGGUCCGAGCCCACAUCAAUCUGGUGAUUUCCAAGUGCUCCUCAAGUUUGAAACUUUUUUUUACGAGUGGGAGGAAUCGAGUUACAGCAAACUGUGGUAACUGAUCGCAGCAGCCGAGGGAAGAAAACACGCGUUCAAUAAUUUACACAUCUGUGCCGAGGACACGGUUACAGAACAAAACCUGAAUUGAACAGCAGCGAGGACGUUUCACGGCCGACACGCAGCAGAACGAGUGGAAGAAAACCUGAAUAUGCUGUGAAGUGAAUUCAUCUGCUCUGCCAGGAUGAACGCUUUUCGCUCACAGUACUAACUUGCUGUCAUCUGGCUGACCGUGUCCCCGUGAAGCUGAGUAAGACUUGACCAUGGACUCCUUCAGCACCAAGAGCCUGGCCCUGCAGGCGCAGAAGAAGCUGAUGAGCAAGAUGGCUACCAAGAGCGUGGCCAGCCUCUUCAUCGACGACACCAGCAGCGAAGUGCUGGACGAGCUGUACCGCGUCACCAAGGAGUACACCCGCAACCGCAAAGAGUCCCAGAAGAUCAUCAAGAACUUGAUCAAGAUGGUGGUGAAGCUGGGAGUGCUUUACAGAAACAACCAGUUCAACAGUGAGGAGCUGAUCCUGGUGGAGAACUUCAGGAAGAAGGUCCACACUCUGGCCAUGACGGCGGUCAGUUUCCACCAGAUCGAGUUCACCUUUGACCGGCGCGUCAUGAGCGCCAUCUUGAAUGAUUGCCGCGACCUGCUGCACCAGGCCAUCAAGCGCCACCUGACAGCCAAGAGCCACUCGCGAGUCAACCACGUCUUCAAUCACUUUGCCGACUGUGACUUCCUGGCGACUCUGUACGGGCCCUCGGAGGUUUAUCGCGGCCACCUGCAGAGGAUCUGUAACGGGAUCAAUAAGAUGCUCGACGAAGGCAACCUCUGACCUCUGCCUCGGCGUUAGGCUCGUUUACCUCGACUCAUCACGAAGCAUUUCUUCUUUUUUUGAGACGACGAUCGUGAACAUUUUUCUUUUUCCUUUGUUUGUGUUUGUGUUUACUGUAACAUCGAAAUUCGCUUGGCAACUUUGUCCAAAGUAUAUUUCUUUUUCCAGCCUUCUUUUUAAUGAAUGUAAAACUUCAUGCUCUUAUCUCCAUAGCCUGGACAACUGUGCCUUAAAUAGCAUAUUUUAUCUUCGUUCCAAGGGCUCGCUUUCUCUCUGUCGCUUCAAAAAGGCAAGAAACCAGGCACAGGCCUCCAGCUGUAUCUGUUAAAUGGACAAAAGUGGGUCUGGGAGCAAAACGAGGAGAAGAGAGCGAAUUUCCAAGGACAAAAAGAAGUUUUACUGUCUGUUUGCUUUUCCUGAAAGCAGUGUUGCACUCGAUCCAAACAAGCGCUGUACUGUAGUGAAACCAUGUGAACGACGGCAGUAAUCCUGCUCAGCCAGCAUUUUGCGGCUCUCGCCCUCAUGCACUGAACUCUGGCUUUUUGUUUCGGAGCCACUUAUAAACCCACAUUUGCUUCCAAUAGCCUGGUUUAUAACCACCACAACAAAGGCAAAGUAUUUGGGUCAUGGGGGGAAUGUAAACUCGAAGGAAUUUGAGCGUGCUGCGUGUUGUUGAUCGUCUCUGCGCCGACUCGAAUGUCUCGCCGCCUGGACGCUCAUCUAGCCUGAAAAAUCACGGCCGGGCGGCGAGGGCGGUGCACAAUCUGGCACCAGGUGCAAAGAUUGCUCUGGCAUUUUGUCAGAAGGGAAUUAAGCGCCAACUCGGUCGAACCGCUCGCCGUAACGGAUGCCGUUAGUCCGGGGUCAGCUGUGUUUCAGGUUGGGGAGCCUCACGUUUAUCCUUAAAAGCACUAAAACUCCAGCUCAAAUUCUGACUGAUCACAACUAAAAAGUGAGCAGGCAGAUGAAAGACUGCAGCGCCGUGUGUGUGAAGAGCGCCGGGCAGAGCACGGAGAUUAGAGCAGAGACAAACACGGCGCCUGAUUGUGCUCUCCCACUGCAAUUAUCGCUCCCCGCUCCGGGGUGGCGUAAUGGCUGGGAGCCGGGAUCCGUCGAGCAGCCACUCCAUUUCACCGCACGGCAGCCUCGUGUGAUGAGAUGGGGAUAACGUCUCUGUUUGCGCGAUGCCAGUCCUUCUAAUGGAGUGAAAGAUGAUGUUGUGUUUCUCCCUUACAAAGGAGUAUAUGAGUAGUUACUACAGCCCUCUCCAACCUUGCAUAAUGGGCAUCUUUCCUUUUUUUGUCUGUGUUUUUGUAUCACUGAGCCUGUCUGGGAGAUUGUUUUGUGCUGCGGCCUCAUUGUGUGUGUGUGUGUGUGUGUGUGU